AUGCCAAUUAAACCAAAGGCUUCGAAUGGACAUAGGUUUAUUUUAGUAGUCAUUGAUUAUUUCAUGAAGUGGGUGAAAGCAGCGAAUUUUAAGUUGGUGACCAAGAAAGUAGUGAUUGAUUUUAUUCACUUCCAUAUUAUUUGUCGGUUCGGCAUUCUAAAGAUAAUUGUCACUGAUAAUGCUGUAAAUCUCAAUAGUUAUUUGAUGCAAGAAGUGUUCCAACAAUUUAAGAUUAUGUAUAAAAAUUCUACUCCUUAUCGCCCAAAGGCAAAUGGGGCUGUAGAAGUUGCCAACAAGAACUUAAAGAAAAUACUUCGCAAGAUGGUGCAGGUUUGGACUUCAAUUGGUGCAACUCCUUACUUAUUGGUGUACAAAACCGAAGCAGUUAUAUCUGUGGAGAUUGAAAUUCCAUCUCUUCGAGUAGUUGUAGAAGCUUAA
Messenger RNA from Capsicum annuum, 438 nucleotides. RefSeq lists its product as uncharacterized. NCBI's taxonomy places the organism in Eukaryota, Viridiplantae, Streptophyta, Magnoliopsida, Solanales, Solanaceae. The transcript has 2 exons. Gene Ontology annotation, biological process: DNA integration. Gene Ontology annotation, molecular function: nucleic acid binding. The record is from RefSeq and is a predicted model, not a curated record. The coding region runs from base 1 to 438 and encodes 145 amino acids.